Molecule: messenger RNA, 1984 nt
Organism: Siniperca chuatsi (mandarin fish)
Lineage: Eukaryota; Metazoa; Chordata; Actinopteri; Centrarchiformes; Sinipercidae
Gene: dusp2
Product: dual specificity phosphatase 2
Exons: 4
Coding region: 203-1150 (315 amino acids)
Biological process (GO): endoderm formation; negative regulation of MAPK cascade; protein dephosphorylation
Cellular component (GO): nucleus; cytoplasm
Molecular function (GO): protein tyrosine/threonine phosphatase activity; MAP kinase tyrosine/serine/threonine phosphatase activity
Source: RefSeq, a predicted model, not a curated record
AAAGCAGAUUUUAACCGCCCUGACGAGAAGCACUCGCUAGAGACAUUUACAGUAGAUUUUAAAAUUAUUUUCAAAAGUACAUUAUCAACUAUUGCGCUUAAAAUUCUCACAGAAAAACACUACAACCGGAUUUCUUUUUUGAUUUUUUUGAUAUUUUUAGUUGUGAGGAACAAAUAGUUAUUUUAAAUACACCUUUUCAGCCAUGACUUCAAGCAGUGAGACUCUGGAAAUAACAGGCCAUGAGCUGGUUCACAUACUCAGGACCCCCCGGGACCAGUACACUACAGCUGGGUGUGUGGUGCUGGACUGCAGACCUUUCCUAGAUUUUUCAUUGACGCACAUUUGCGAGUCCCGAAACGUCAACUGGAACUCAAUGCUGCGUCGUAGAUCCAAGAGCUCGGUUGUGGCUCUGGAGUGGCUCAUCCCGGACAAGGCGCUCCUGGGCCGGCUGCGGCGCGGGGAGUUCUCUCCGUUGGUGGUGGUGGAUGAGAGCAGCCGCUCCGUGGCCGAACUGAAGGCAGAGAGCGUGGCCCAGAUGCUGCUCACCGCUCUGCAAAACGAAGUUCAGACGCAGAUCUGCUUUCUACAAGGUGGAUUUGAGGGAUUUUCAGAGGCAUAUCCAGAACUCUGUUACACCUCUGCCAGCAAUCACCUCUCUACAGUGGAACCAGAGCCAACAGUGACAGGUCGGAGGACACCAGCAUAUGAUCGGGAUGGUCCAGUGGAGCUGCUGCCCUUCCUGUUUUUGGGCAGUGCCAUCCACUCCUCCCGCAGAGAGACCCUCGCAGCAGCGGGCAUCACAGCUGUGCUCAACGUUUCCUCCUCAUGUCCCAACUUCUACGAGGGGGAGUUUCAGUACCUGCGGCUCAAUGUGGAGGACAACCUAGCUGCUGACAUCAGAGCCUGCUUCUCCACAGCCAUCGCCUUCAUCGACUCAGUGAAACAGAGUGGUGGUCGGGUGUUGGUGCAUUGCCAGGCAGGUAUCUCCCGCUCUGCCACAAUCUGUCUGGCCUACCUCAUGCACACGCAGCGCGUCAGGCUGGAUGAGGCCUUUGACUUUGUGAAGCAGCGGCGUCAGGUCAUCUCCCCCAACCUGGCCUUCAUGGGACAGCUGCUGCAGUUUGAGACUGACGUUCUCUGUCAGGGAUGAAGACCCAGACGUAUGAAGAGGUUGCAAACUUCACAUGACUGUACUUUUUUAUUCAUUCUCCUGCCUCUUGUAGGCAAUGUGCUGGACUCAGAAUAUUAUCAGGACUCAAAUCAUGCACAAAUGUGCUGUUUGUACUGUUGAAACUAGUACAUUUCAGAAGUGUAUACUUUGUACAUUCAGAGAAAAUCUACUUGUGCUGCUGGCAUCACAUGGCUGGUGGAGCUGGACUCUGUUUUCAGGAGAGAAUGAUAAAUGUGACUGACACAACAAACAGCAGUUGGCAAUAUAAACUCAACUGUUUAUAAUUGUUAUUGUGAACACCUUUGAUUCUGAGCCAGCAAGUUGGAGCAGCUAUGAGGUAAUUUCCCUGACAUUUUAUACUGGAGGGGAAUCGUGCCUGCUCGUCUGGUUUUGUGUGUGUCAUUUUGUUUGACUUAUGUGCCUGAUCUUUGGCAAGGGCUGUCUUAUUUUCAUACUGAAAGCCAUUCCUUCACAGUUACAACCACUGUGACAUGACUUCUUUUUAUGAGACAACACUGUGUUAUACUACUUAAGGCAAUACUGGAUGAAUCUCAAGUUUUAUUGUCUAAUUUCUAAAAAUACACUAACUACAGUUGGUGUCUAAUCGUAAAUCUAAUCUUUCUGUAUACUGAGACAGAUUAUACAAACUGGAAGAAGUUGUUUUUAUUAUGUAAAUAGAGUUUUUAUUUUUAUUUAUUAUUUCAACAUUUCUUACGACAGUGUUACUGUCUGUUACUGCACUUUAUACCUACAAGGUCUGACUGAUUCCUGCAGUUUUUUCCCACUAAAAUAAAAACAUGCUGGAGAACAUAG